CUAGGCAUCAGUCGUCUGUUUUACAACUAGCAGAAAGCUCAAAGCGUUUAAAGUUGUUUGAGGAUAAAGUUUGUGUGUAUGUAGGAAUGUAUAUGUUACAGUGGUUAUAUUUAUGUAAAAAUGGUCACAGACGAAUUACACGGCAAAAAAUAGUAUCAACGGGAACAAAUGCGAUGUGUCAAGCUUAAUUUCUGCGCUACCAUAUAUCUAUUUAUUAAACAAAUUUAUGAAAUUCAUGUUAGGAGCCAGGGUAACCACAAAGUACGAAUUUACAGCACGCGUGUAAAUGAUUGAAGAACGGCAACACACUGUAGUGUCAUACCUGGAAUAAUGCGUAUAGUUCCGUGAUUAUAGUAUGCUUCAUCUUUUGGGAUAAGUCACAUUAAAUAAUGAAGCUUUCUUCUCAACAUCGAGCUUUAUAUUGCUAUUUAAUCCUCAGUGUAUGGAUAUUUCUUUUAGUUGCCGGAAUGUAUAAAUACAUUGGAAAUGAAGAUGGUAUAUCUGCCUUGAAGCAUACAGAUAAUGAUAUUCCCAUGAGAAGCUUUUCAAAAAAUUUGAAACCAGAUAUUAAGACAAGGCGAAUAUUUAAGCUGUGCAACCCUCCAGAAGAAAUUGCCAUUGGAAAUGAAGGUCUAGUUCAUGGAAACUAUACUCUGGAAGGAAUAUUAAUAUUCCUGCGACAUGGUGACCGAGGACCACUUGCCCACGUUAGAAACAUCUCUACUGUCAACUGUGCAGGCGAUCUUUUAAACUCAGAUAAUUUUGAAUCUGAUAUAAAUUUUCGUUCAUAUGAAUAUUUUCUUCAAAAUCUAUCAGCACCAGGUAAAUUGUCCAGUUUUCUUUCCCAGUUUUUGGGUCCUUUUCAUGGUUUCCCUUUGAUACCUCCAAGUUCAGGAGAAUGUCAGCUGGGGCAGUUGACACCUGUCGGUGUUUCUCAGCAUCUUAAAACAGGUCAGAUUUUGAGAGUUGCUUAUGGGGAUAAGUUAGGUGUUGGAAAUGGCUCCCUUUCAGCUGACGAUAUAUCUGUAUAUAGCACACGAUAUAGACGGACAUUCCAGAGUGCUUUGUCAUUUCUUUAUGCCUUCCUUUCUUCAGAGGAUUUUCAGAAGGUAACAUUACGUGAAAGCCAGAGUAUAGCCUUCUGCUUUAAUGACUGUGCUUGUCCAGCAGCUGAGAAAUUCAGGCACCAGUUCUCUGCAGAGAGUUCAGAGCAUUUCCGAUCGCAUCCAGCUGUUGUGAAGCUUGUAAACACUGUUGCUGAAAUUGUUUUUGAAAUGCCAGAUCCCACUGUCACUUCUGACCCUAUUGCACUGAGAGAUGCUCUGUUAACUUAUGUCUGCCAUGGGGCCCAGCUACCAUGUGUUGACGGGUUAUCAGUAAACAAAUUACAAGAAAUUUGUGUCCGUAUGGAGCAGGUCACUGGAUUGUUUGCCUACACUGAAUGGGAAGCUCGUCAGUAUGUGAAGAGCAGCAAUCUGAAACGGUACUGUUUGCUCAGAGCGUAUGGGCUUAUGCGUGACAUUGUCUCUCACAUGCUUCGCAUCAUGUCUGAGGGAAAACCAAAACUUGUUUUAUAUUCUGGCCAUGACAGAACCCUUCAGUACCUGGCCAUUGCUCUUGGUGUUGUAUCAGAGGUAACAAUGGUUCCUCACUACGCCUCUCGCCUUGUUCUUGAGGUGUAUAAGAACAGGGAGCUCCAGCUCACCUCCAGCCAACCCAAAGAUGGCCCAAUUGCGAGGGAUUUCUUCUUUCGUCUUGUUUUCAAUGGUAGAGAUCUCACAAAUCAUAUUCAUUUCUGUAAAGGUGCAACCAUUAUUUUGAUGCAUCAGUUGAAUAAGUGUAAUGUCACUGAAAUCCCUCACAAUGCCACAAAUUCACAGUCAUGGACCAAAAAGCAGUCACCUGUUUAUCUUUGCCCAAUUGAGUCCAUCAUUCGUUUUCUGCAUGAUGACUACUUCCUUAGCUUUAAUGCAUCCAAUUUCAAAGAUGCAUGUGCAAUUCACAAUUGAAAACUUGACUGUAAAUACAGGAAACUACCAAAUAUCCCAAAUCCAAGCAUCCAGAAUUCUCAUUCAACCAGCAAAGAUCUCAGAGAAAAUUUACCAUCGUUAUUUGAUUAUUCAAAAACAAAUUUAUAAUGAAAAUAUGUCUACUUUCCACAUGAUAUUUCUCCCAGCCACGGCUAGCACCAUUACCUAUCGUAUUACAGUAUAUGUAUGUAAAAUCUUUUACCCAUCAAUUUGCUGUGUGACCUAGGAACACUCCCAUGCCAGAAGUAAAUGAGAAAUCUGUUGUUUUGACCUUGUAUUGGGUGUCUGUAAGAGUUUCUCUCAUGCUACAAGAAGAUUCAUGUAUCCAUCAGUUCCCAUCCCCCAAUACAUGUUGGAUAAUGGAGAGUUUACUUUAUGUGGUUCAUAGUUGUGGUAUUUUAGACUUCUGUCAUCUGUGUCUUUUUUUUUUAAUUAUGUGAUUCAUAUUAAGCUGUAUGUUUUUUAGCAUUAAAAAGUUUAUAACUAAUUAUUUUUUAGUGAAUGUGAUGUAUACAUUGAGCUAAGUUUUCAUCAUGAUUACUCGUACUUUCUGUGUACAUUGUGUCCAUCUAUUAGUGUAUGCAAUGUAUUCGUUUGUUGACAAACUUGAAAUGGAAGAUGCAAUUUCUUCAUUAUUCAUAAUUCUACUUUACUAUUCCUGUAAUGUUUAUCCAUUUAACGCACAACUUGAAAGUAAUUACAAUGGAGUUUAUCUAACUGGCAGGUUGUAGCCAUGACCUUCGAACUCUGCAACCCUUUAAAACUAUCUUAUGUGUAUUUUAAUAGAUUUGCUCAUAAUGUAAAUGCAAUAAAAUGUUAUAGUAAUAUUACUGACUGAGUAAUUUUGGUCUGUGCAAUGAUAUUUCAGUAUUAUAAAAAAAGAAUGGUUGUGUUUCCUAUAAUUUUUCUACAGUAAUUUAUUUAUUUAAUUUAUUUUGUAUGUCAUUAUAAUAUUUCCUCAUAUUGAGGUGUUUAAAGCUUCUCAGAAAUAUUAUAGCAGCCAUUGUCUGUAAAAGUUUAAGUAUAUAAAAGGCAGAACUGUUUUUUUUAAACUGCUUUGUCCCCAUAACUGUCACUUCCAUCUGGUGUGGACUUCCCCAGAAAUGGCCUUGAGGAAUGUCUUGAGGUGACAAACAACUGAGCAGAAAGGAUUGAGGUUUAUUUAUGACUUGUGUCAGGUUUGCUUAUAGUUAGCUGGUGUGUUCAACGUCAACUGUUUCUGACAAUACUCUCACCAUUCUGGCUGACAUUUUCUUCCAUAAUAAUAUAUAUAGUUGAGCUGCAUCUUUUGAGCAGGUGUUUGUGUACUUGUGUGAGAUUUUUCCACUGCUGACAAAGCAGGAUAAUACAAUAAAUUUUGAAAAACAAGAGGAAAAGGAAAUGUGUUCUAACACAGCAUUCCACAAUAUUUUUAAGGUUAUGACCAAUAGCAUAUCUAGAGUUAAAUUUGGUGGAGGUGAAGUGUGGAAAGACAGUUAGCAAACCUUAAUCUAAAUUUACAAAUAAAUUAUGCUCUUGAGAUGUAUGUUAUUCUUCCCUUCACAAAAUAUUUCAUACUCAGAUUUUCUAUAAAACAUUUAUUUUCUUAUCAUCUUAAAAUUUCAGUGAGGAUUUGAAUCUUAAAUGUGUCCCUCCAUUCUAAAUUUGACUCUGAUCAUGGGCACAUUAAAUUAGCAAAAUAUACUUAGAGGCUUACCUUAGAUUGUAAGGAAGGGCUGCGCCAUAGCUCAAGCGGUUAGUUGCUGGCUUCCCACCAUGGUGGCCCAGGUUCGAUCCCG
This is a messenger RNA of Cryptotermes secundus, 3808 nucleotides long. RefSeq names its product 2-phosphoxylose phosphatase 1. Gene Ontology annotation, molecular function: phosphatase activity. The record is from RefSeq and is a predicted model, not a curated record. Bases 390 to 2009 code for a protein of 539 amino acids. Gene Ontology annotation, biological process: dephosphorylation. NCBI's taxonomy places the organism in Eukaryota, Metazoa, Arthropoda, Insecta, Blattodea, Kalotermitidae. The transcript is spliced from 3 exons.